UAAAUUCGGCCCCUCCCCUUUCCUGGUGUGGGAUUCCCCGACAGCGUGCUAGGCAUUAGCAACAAAAUAUUUUGGCUUUUCCGACGGUUUCAUCUCUGCUUGACAAAUACAUUCUGAAUAGAGAGAAGGAGAUGGAUGAGGAGGAAAACGAGUCCAUGGAGCUGCCAUUUAGCCAGGACACUUUUUGUGAUCUUUGGAAUAAUGUGAUCACCCCAUCCAUCUCCUUCAUCCCCACAUCCCCCACUGUGCCUCAGUGCAUGCUGGACAAUCUUUUCGAGCUGGGUGGGGAGAUGGACAUCAAGGAUGGCUUCAACCCGAGUGCGUCCACUGUCCCAGUUACCACAGACUACCCGGGCGAUUUUGGGUUCCAGCUUCGGUUUAAGCAGUCUGGCACAGCCAAAUCGGUUACUUCGACAUUUUCGGAGAUUCUGAAUAAGCUGUUCUGCCAGAUUGCGAAGACCAGCCCCAUUGAAAUUUUGGUAACCAAGAAGCCCCCACAGGGCGCAUUUCUGAGAGCCACAGCUGUGUACAAAAAGACAGAGCAUGUGGCCGAGGUUGUGAGACGGUGUCCCCACCACCAAAACGAGGACUCCAUGGAUCAUCGCAGCCAUCUGAUCCGGGUGGAGGGCAGCCAGCUCGCCCAAUACUGCGAGGACCCCAACACCAACAGGCAGAGUGUGACUGUUCCUUAUGAGAGUCCACAGUUGGGCUCAGAGAUGACCACCAUCCUGCUCAGCUUCAUGUGCAACAGCUCCUGCAUGGGGGGCAUGAACCGCAGGCCCAUCCUCACCAUCCUGACCCUCGAAAGCUUGGAGUACGGCUCCUGCUCACCUUCACUCUCUCUGAUUGGCCCCUCUAGGGGCCAGGUGUUGGGCCGGAGGUGCUUUGAAGUCCGCAUCUGCGCGUGUCCAGGCAGAGACCGUAAAACCGAGGAGGAAAAUAAGGACAAGCUGCAGAACGGGGCCAAACAAACCAAGAAAAGGAAGAGCACCCCGGCCCCCGAAGCUUCCACCGUGAAGAAGUCAAAGUCAGCCUCCAGUGCAGAGGAGGACGACAAAGACGUCUUCACUCUGCAGAUUCGUGGUCGGGAGCGCUACGAGAUGCUGAAGAGGAUCAACGACGGCCUGGAGCUGCUGGAUAGAGAAAGCCGUAAUAAGUCCAAGGCGUCCACCAAGCUGGACGUGGCUGUGCCGUCCAGCGGGAAGAGGCUCCUGCAAAGGGGCGAGAAGAGCGACAGCGACUGAAGGUUUGCAUGGGACAGCAACGCCGGACUUUUAUCAAAGCCAUUUCAUCGCCAUCCACCUCACCCUCAUAAUCGAUCCAAUUACUGUAAAACACCAACUCGAUAGCUGUAUUUCACCUACUGCCUUGAUGUCUGGGUGAAAACAAUUAUGCAUUGCCUUGUGCUAAAUAAGGUGUAGUCAUUUAAAAAACAUUUUCUGAUAUUUUUAUUUUCUCUUUUUCUUUCGAUAUUCAGGAACUUCAGAUCAAAGAUUUUUUUAUUUUUUUUUAAACCCUAACAUGUCACUGCCAUUUAUUUGGAAAAGAUCCAAAUUGUUAAACUUGAAGAAAAAAUGUAUACCUCCCUUUUUAAUGUUUGUAUUUCCGGCUCAGCAGCAGUAUUUUGUGCCUGUUGUUUCUGUUGACAUGGAAACGACCAGCGUUGGAAUCUAGAUCACUUUUUCUAAAUCAUAAUCAGUGGAGCUUUAUUUUUACACUAAAUCUUCAGGAACAGCUGUUUUGUUUGUUUGCACAGGGGCUGGCAGGAACACCCCAAAAUGUGUACCCCCUUUCAUUUUUAUUUGUUUUUUUAUUUGUCAGACCUGGCAUUAAAAAGAUGGAUGAUUUGAUCUUUUUGUUUGGUUUUCAAGAGAAUUAAAAAUGAUCUCAAGUGGAAAAUGUCAUCAAAUGUCAGUUUGAGCUGAUUUAUGGUAGAUAUUUAAAUUCUCCCACCCCAAAAAAAACACAGACCCGUGAAAUGUAUUGGAUGUCAUGUGUCAGCACUUCAGUUUGUGACCAAUCAUCCUGCAUGGAUUUAGUUUGUUUUAUUUGCACCAAACCUGUUGCGGCAUUUCUCUGUUUAUCUUUCUAUACCUUCUUUUUUUUCUUUUUUUCUUUAUAUUGAUAUGGGAUCUUAGUUUUGUAUAAGAUGUUUAUGUUUCUAUACUUUUCGUUGUCAUUUAUUGUAAUUUCUUUUUUUUGUACUUGUCAUUUUUAUACCGAAAGCUUCAACACAAAAUAAACAGAUUCUUU
Messenger RNA from Menidia menidia (Atlantic silverside), 2253 nucleotides. NCBI's taxonomy places the organism in Eukaryota, Metazoa, Chordata, Actinopteri, Atheriniformes, Atherinopsidae. The record is from the annotation of a GenBank genome assembly.